CUGUAAAUGUUCAAACGUAAAAUAUUGUUCAGUUAAACCAACACUGAUUUAAAACGGUUAUAUGUUUAAAAUCAGAAGAUUUCUCCUGUCCGAUUGGAAUUUCAUUUUGGCAUGUAGAUAUUAGGAGACACAAGUACAUGUAAAUAACAGGAGAGAUUUUGUAUGAAUCCUUAUCUUCUUACAUAUGCUAAAUUAAUUUUUUAACAAAUGUGACGGGAUUUAGGUUUCAAUCUUGACUGAGUUCUUCGAUAGUUUUAUAAUGGCACUGACGGAACAUUCAUGUCAACAUUGGAAAUCGUGAAGGCCUUCAGGAUAGUUGGAUCACUUUAGCAAAUACACAAAUUAUAUGUAUUGGAGUACUAUUUAUUUACACAAUAAUACAAAAUAUUUAGUGAAAAUGUGAGAAUCAAUAUAGAAUAGAAAUUAAAUCACCGAUUUUUUUCUAUAAUAGAUAGGAUUAAUAGCAGUUAAUUGGAUUUUGUAUACCUUCUAGUAGUGGACCAUUGAUCUUUGGUUGAUCUUUUGAGUUAUUACAUUGUGAGAUUUGUAGUGGUAAAAUAUAAUUCAUAUCAAUUCUAUGGGAUAUUACAGCACUGUAUAGUGAAAGAGAUGUAAAAUAUUUGGAAUUUUAAAACAUAGACAAUGUAUAGAUCAAGUGGUAAAAUGGUAGUUGAAGGGGGGAGUGUAGAAUGGAGUGAUGAUGAUGCUGUCAAAUCUGGUUCUAAUACAGAAGGGGAUGUAGCUGAUGACCAACCACCAGAAAGAAAAGGACACAAGAAAAAUUUCAAAACCCCCAUAACUACACUUAACAUGAAGUCAGAUCCUAUAUCAACAAUACUGGAUAAAAUUGAUGCAGAAAUAUCAUCAUUAUCUCGGUCACAGUCGAGUGCUGGCACAGGUAGUACUGUUAUACAUCGACCUUCAAGUAGGUCAAGGUCACCUCACAAACCAGACGAUGAACUUACCAGAAGUCAGCUGGACAGACCAGGUCCAAUGAAAGCCACACACAAAUAUAAUGGUAGUUACUCCGGAUCAUCUCGAGGUAGAGAAAGUCCUGUGGUAAAUGGUGAUACCAGAGUAAACGGUGUGGUAGACAUAUACAGUGAUAUGACAAAUGAUACUGAAGAUACACAAAGGAGAAAAGGACAAAGUGAUUUAGACUCUGUUUCUGCUCAUGAUGUUGAUGAAAAAUUCAAACAAAUUUUACGCAAGAGAUCAGGUUAUCAAGAAAAGCAGCCAGCCCCAAGCGAUACAGACACAGUUAAAACAGAAGAUUUCAACAGAAAAUUCCAAGAUUCACUGGUGUAUAGUUCAGACGAUACUGUGGAAUACAAAUCAGAUGCCGAUGAGAGCUCUUCUGACUCAGAAAAAUCUGCCAAAGGCGAGGAGUCGCUACUCUGGGAUUAUUUUGACACAGUCCCAAAAUCUGCUUCAGGAUUCAAAGAGGAUGAUUCUGCAUCAAACGACAGCAAGAAUAGAACUCCACAACAGAAUGGGGAUGAUCGUGAUGCCAAAACUUUAAUUGAUCGCUUACGUCCAAAAAGGUCUAAUUCCUCACCACCUGUUUAUAACAAACAAAAACCUACUAACAAUCACCACUUGUCACCUUACAAUUCACUGCGUAAACCAAUCUAUGUCAGCGAUGCAGAGUCUGUCAGGACAGAAGACUUUGAGUUCCGGUUUAAAGAUUUGAUUGUGAAUCAGAUGGACAGUGAAACAGAUGUUACAGAUAACGAUCCUUUACAUGCCAAAGUCAAGGAGAUACUACAGGUCACACUUCCUUCAAUGAUCCUACAAGGGCAUAUCUCUAUCUUUGAUCGUAAGAAUGAACGAGAGAGAAGUCAAUCAGAGAAUGAUGUGAGACUGAGAGACAGAAGAAAAGAAAUGAUAAAUGGUGAAGCCCAAUCCUCGCCAAGAGACCAUAACAACAGAUCUUCCACUUCCACAAGAAACAGCAGUAGACGGGACAGCUUAGAUGACGAAAGACGAGAGAUACAGAGGGAAUCAGAAAGAAUACAGAGAGAAAUAGAAAUGGAGAGAAGGGCACAAUCAUUCUCACCAAGACUGACUAAGUCUCCUACGAGAGGCAUGCUUAGUAUCACUGGGGAGCUACCCAAGUCUACUUCCUACAAUGAUUUAUCUGGAAAUGAGGGAAGAAAUUCCCCUAGGCUUGACCACAGCAGUUCUAAUCCAUCACGAACUAGUUCAUUAUUAGAGAGGGCAAGAACUGGACUGUUCCAAGACAGAUUUAGCCCCUCUAAUGAAGCUUCCAGUCCAGAAAGCCUAGGAAGGUCAAGGUCAAGCUCAUCACCUGAGAGACCAAAUUCAUCUGUGAACUUGACUAAUCCUGAAAGGAACAGUUCAUUACGGGAUAAAUUUUCAACUUCUACGCCUAAUAGGGCGAGUUCUACAUCAAAUAGUCCCCUUCGUGACAAAAUAAACACCAGAACUGGAAUUGAAUUGGACUGGUCCAGUCCUAUGCAUUCCAAUCUCAGUAGUCCAAGAUAUACCUCAAGUCAAAAUGAUUUAAAUAGUCCAAGAAACGGAGAGGAUAAACUUUCUGUUUCGUUUCAAGACUUGCCAAAUUCUCCCAACGUAUCUCCAUCUAAAUACUCAGACACAAAUAAGUCACCAACAUACAUAGAUAACUUAGCAUCAGAACCCAGAAGAACUACCACAAAUUACAGAUCUAACAGUCUCGAUAGAGAGAGGCCAUCUGAAGGACUGGUGAGUGCCAUGAAAGGAUCUAGAUCUGAAGUAAAGGAGGCUGAGAAAAAGUUACAGUUAAUAAAAGCACAGACUGAUGAAGCCAAAACCCAGUUGAUGUUGACAGAACUAAAGAGAGAGAAUAUAGUGAAGGAUGUUGAGAGAAUAGAAGAAGAUUUAUCUCGGAAGAAAAGACAAGUGAAGAAUUACGAAGAUCAGUUGAGAUCUAGACUAGGAGAUAUUAGGGCAUCUGAUAGUUUCAUUGAUCCUGAUGAAAAAUUGACAUCAUUGGAAGAAGAGAAUGCCAGUUUGAAAGUGAGGUUACGACACAUGGAUGGGUUAGAAUUGGAGAGAGAUGAAUUAGUCAGACAGCUGGACUCUGCAAAGGAAGAUUUAUUUAAUGAACAAAGACAGUCUAGAAAUAAAAUAGAGGAAUUACAAGAAGAAUUAGAAAAUUUAACAGCUCAGGUUGAGGAAUAUAAAGCAGAACCAGGCCAUAGUCAGAGUAAUACUACCUCGUUACAGUUCCAGAAAUUAGAAGAUAAAAUACAUAGACUGGAAAAAGAGAAAAAAGACUUGACACAGGAUAAGAAUAAACUGGUAGAAGAUUUGCGAUUAAUAUCACGUUCACCAAGGCCAGAUACAGGCAGACAACAACUAUUAAACAGAGAUGUCGAAGAACUACGUAAUGAAGUUGCCACUCUACAUAAUAAAAUCGGAGCAGGUCAGAGAGAAAUUAAUAACAAAGAAGAUAUUAUUGGUCGAUUAAAACAACAGAAUCAAGAUUUACAACAAAUGUAUAGUAAAGAGAAAGGACAUAAAGAUGGUGUAAUGGAGGAUCACAAACGAUCAUUACAAACUCUCAGGAAAGAAAUGGAUUCAGCCAUGGUUCAAAUGAGAGAGAAUAUGUUUUUAGAAAAACAGAAAUCUUUAGAGGAUUUGAGAAGCACCCUGGAGAAGGAUAAGCGUGAUGCACUUGCACGGGCUGAGGAUAAAUUUAAUCAUCAUAUCAAAAGUCAAUCAAAUUCAAUUAAAGAUAAAGAAGGAGAAUUAUCCAGAAUGAUAGAUUUAGUGAAGAAACUAGAGGAAGACCGAAGGGAUGUUGAAACGAGAGUAAAAAGUGAUUCACAAAAACAGAUUGAUGAUUUCAUCAAAAAGGAGAAACUAAAAUUAGAAGCUGACUUUGAAUGGCGAUUACAUAAAGAGAAGGAACAGUUCCAACAAGAAUUUAAAGUAAAUUUUAAUGGAUUAUCUAAAGAAUUGGAGGAGGCUACGAAGGUCAAGGCAACAUUACUGGCACAGAUUGAAAAACUUACUACUGAGUUGGAAACUCAGCGUCUACAAAAUCGACAAUCUGUUCAUGACCGUAUGUUGGCGGUUGCUAGAGCUAAGGAGUCUAUAAGACAAGACAUGCAGGUUGAUAUGGAAAAAGUCAAAUCUAAAAUGAAAGAAUUUUCACUUCAGGAUUUCCAACAAGAAAUAGACAAGCUACAAGAUACUAUUAGAAUGCAGGAAGAAGAAAUCAAACAAUUACGAGGCGAAAGAGCCGAAGUGUUAAAAUUAGCUAAAGACAAUCAGGGUUCAGAGAGAGUGGAAAGAACUAUAAUUAAUGAAAUAAAUGAAGAGUGUCGGAAAAAUUCACAUGUCCUUGGAAUUAGUCCUCGCAAAGUUAAUAUGACAGAUUUUCGAGAGAAUGGUUAUAACUCUCCUGGGAGAAUAAGAACACCAACUACAGCAGCCUUGAUGGGUACCAGUAGAUUUGAGGAUAGAAAUUCACAGGCUAACUUACGAGCGUGCAAUCAAGAACUACGUAACCAUGUCCAAGAACUGAAACAGGAAAUGGAACAUCAAAAGAACGUGUUAAUUCAAUCACAGCGGGAGAAGUCAGAUAUUGUUCAAAGUGUAAAGAGUCAGCUGGAAAGAGAAAAAAGUUAUGAAUUGGAUAAACUGAAAGAAAAAUUUGUCAAGGAUCAUGCAGAUGAAAUAAAUAGUAUUAACAAGAAGUACAUUGACCGAGACAAAAAGUACAUGAAACUCAUUCAGGACAAGAAUGAUGAACUUCACAAAUUAAAAGAAAACUUUGACAAGUGGAAAAAAGAAACUGAUUCAUGGCUUCUGCCAAAUGGAGAUUUUGACCCCAAGCAAUAUACAAAGUCAGCACCAUACGAGUAUGGACCAAGAACGACAGCUCAGGAACAAGAAUUAGAAAGAUUAGAAAGAGAAAUCAAAAGACUCACUACGAAUCAACAACCUCCUCCACGGUACUACAACUCUUAUGUCCAGGAUGAUAUUAGUACGACUAAACUGGUCAAUAAUUUACGGACUAAAGUAGCAGAACUUGAACAUGAAAACAGCAACUUAUCUAAAUAUUCUUAUUCUGUUCCCGAUCUGUCAGAUCCUGUCUAUUACAGGAGGACAAUGCGAUCAGCUUCUCCUACACCUCAGCAAGAAAGAAUUGUAAAUAUUUUAGAACAACGAGCCAAGGAGGCAGAGUUUGAAUCUGAUACUCUAUUAGAUCAACAACAACGAAGUCGCAAUAUGAUGUCACAGAAAAUGCAAGAAAUGACCAAACUACAAACUUCAUUAACAUCACAAACAAAAGAUUUAAUUCAUUUAGGGCAAGCUUAUUCUAAAUUGAACAACAGUUAUAGAUAUGGGAAGACAUGAAGACAUUUCUAUAGACUUUAGUAUUAAAACAAUUGUAGCUUUAAGUAUGGUGCCAGAUAUAUAUAUAUAUACUGUACAGUUUGUAAAACAUAUAGCUGAGUAUAUAUCUGUUAGUACUAGUUUCUGUAUACUCAUGUGUUGUGGUGACAGUGCUGAAAUAUACCAAUGCUACUAUGCAAUGAUUAUGUCAGUAUUGACAAGGUUACUUUGUACAAUGUAUAAACAUGUCCCUAAUUGAAAGUUAGUAUGCAAAAUUCCUUGUAAGAAAAAUAGAAUAAUCUAUUUACCAAAAAUUAUUUUGAAAAUGUAUUUUAUUUUAAGUUGAAUGGAGUUUAAAAUGGCUUGAUAUUUCAAAAUGGCAUUUUUAGGUCAGAUUUGUAUCCAUCUUGAAUGUUUCAGUUCUUGAUAACUUUAUGGAAUUAGUAGACAAAUACAGUUGAUUAAUUAAUUAUAAAAAUUCUGUUAAUUGCUGAAAGUGGAGAAAAUAUUAUUAGUAUUAUCUUUGUAGAACAUUUCUGACGACUUUCUUGUGGAAAAAAAAAGUUGAAUAAAAAACAAUGUUUUUCAACCCUAUCAUAUCACAUCUGAUACAGUCAUAGACAAUAUUAAACUAGACCUGUGAAAAACCAAAUAUCAUUUCGAAAAUGUCUAUUUUAUCGUAGCACUGCCAAGGUUAUGUGUAAGAUUUUAAAAAAUUCUUGUGUUUUGGAGCCAACAAUGUCAUUCCAUUAAAUUUUUACAACAGGUGCUUAAAUAUCACUGUCAAGAUAAUUGAGCAUUUCUUAUGCAUGAAUAUAUCCCAUGAUAGUUUGAAAUUUACUGAACAAAGAUAUGAUAUUUUAAGUAGAGUGAAUAUCUGUAGACCCUUUUAUUUGAUCAGAAUAUUGAAUGUUUGGAGGAGAUAUUUCUGCUAUCACAUGCAGUGAAAGUCCAUCAAAAUACUUUACACUUUAAUGUAGUAUUAAUGUACACAUAUAAUUUGUAGCAAUUUGUGAAAGUGAUAUUUAUGUAUAUACAUUUACCUGUUAUGUUUGUCUUAUUAUGUUGUUAUUGCUAUAAAUAACCUGGACAACAUUUCUCAAAGUACCCACAAAACAUGUGCAUUACUUUUAAAAAGUUUAUGUGUCUUAAACAUCUACAAUGCAGUUAUAAGAUGUUUGUAAUUUCUAUGCAUUUGAUAUGAAUUGCUAGUUAUGGGAAAAAGCUUGUAACUUAUCAGUGUUUUUUUUUGCAGCAGGAUAGUUCAAUUUAAGUUUAAUCAAGAGGUUAAAAAAAUGUAAUACAUGUAUGAUGAAAUUGAAAUUUAAAAAAAUAAUGAGGUAAAAAUCUUUCUUUAAAUGACAGUGAUUUUGACUUAGAUUUACCAGAGUUCUCCCCCUUGUAAAUUGGUUUUCAACAACAUGCAGUUUGUUUAAAUUGGGCUGACCCUUUGCGAAAAGUAAAAGACAAACAAGAGACAUUUCCAAAGUAUAGUACAUCUUACAUAUGCCUUGUUGGAUGGUGUCCAGGUUAUGAGUUAUUUUGAAAGCAUGUAAGUUUGUCAUAUUGUAUAAAAGAUAAUUCAUAAUGUACCUUCCUCAUUGUAAUAUGUAAAGCAUUGUUGUUAGUAUAUAUGUGUGAUGUAUCACUAGUUUAUUGCUGGAAAGCAGAUCUGAAUUGUAAUAUAUUUGUUUGAAUAGAAAUAGUUUAUCAAUUAGUGCUUUAAUUUAAGAUUAGUAAUGAAGAAAGGAUCCAAGGACUUCUGUGAUAAUUUUGUUUUAUAGAAUUUUUCUAAUUUUUAUACAAACAAGUUUAGUUUAUUGUACAAAAUAUACAUAUUUGAGUGAUUUAGUUUUUUAUAGAACUUUUGUAUUUUUUUUUUUCAAAUCCGUCCUUAUUUAUGUGCCAUUUAAUGGUUUAUUUUAUUCCAUUUUAAGACCCGUUGUUUAAUUUGAAGCCGUCCAUUUUUUGCAGAUCAUAUCUCUAAUUUUAUUUUGAUGACUUAUUUUAUUAUUUAUUAUUUUCAGAAUGGUCUUGUAACUAAAAGUUUCAUUUGUAUUAUCCUCAUGGAAAAUAACUCUGUAUACAUUUAAACUUUAAGAAAGAAAUUUAUGUGCACAUUUUUAUUUUGUUUAUGUAGUGAAAUUUUUUCUCUGUCUGUAUUUUUCUUUUAUAUAUUAAGCUAAGCCCACUGAUAUUUUUUUUUUCAAAUAAUAUGUAAAAAACUUUUAUUUUUGAAACUGCCAAGCAUUAUUUCUUUUACUUUCAAUAGUUUCAGCGUAUCUAUUAUUUGAUAACAUCAAAUUGUUUACUUUUAUAUAUUUUUUGGCUGUAAAGUUACAUUGUAUCCUCUACCUUAACUGUGUUUUGUGAGUUAACAAUAUGGAAUAGUGAGGUGUACAUAUUAAAAGUUACGCAAGUUAAUGAAAGAAAUUCUGUACUACCUACAGUUUUAUCAACAAAAAGAAAAAAAACUUAAUUUACUCAAAAAAGUACCUAGCAACUAAACAUUUUCUUAAUCAGUGUAAAGUAAACUAUCUUAUUACACCAGACGUGACUUCCUUUAAAAUGGUAGUAAAAUUAUCUCCCUUAAUUUACAGAAAGUAUCUAGAAAUCAUAUAUUUUUGGAAUCAGUAUUAGAUACCAUAUGACACUCAAUAUUGCUUUUUUUAGUUUACAAUACAAUUGCAAAAAAUCUUUGCCCUCCCCUCAAGCACUGAUUAAAAUAAUUCAUGGUUUAUAUGUUUUAGCAUGCUGCUAUAAUAGUUAUAUAUAUAUAUAUAUAUAGAGCAAUGUUAGUCCUCAGGGAAGUUUACUCGGGAUGAUAUGGCCUUGUUUUUAUUCUCCAAAAUAUCUCCUUUAACAUGAUUAAUUUUCCAUUGUGAUACUAUGUAUGAAAGAAUAUUUGUCAAAUGUGUUGAGUUGAAUUGAUUUUUCCAAAUCAAUGAAGAAAAUUCAUAUUGAAUAAUGUGUAUGUUUGAGAAGUUGUAUCGAUGGUCUGUUUAUUAAUGUUUUUUCUUUACUACAAAUGUCUCAUACAAUUUCAAUUACAGAAAUAUCAUUUUACUUCCAUUUGUAAAAUUUGAUUUCAAGAAUAAAUGCUUGUACAUAAAGGUUAACUUUCAAUUAUAAUCUAGAUGAUCAAAUAGUUUGGUAAUAUAUCCAAAUCCACUUUUAAACCAGGAAAGAAAUAGAACAUCCAGAAGUUAGUGAUAUGUGACUUCAUAAAAUCCUGUGUUGGUCAUCAGUUGAAUUCCAAGCUUCUUACAUUGAAAAAAAAAGGAUGAAGAAUUAGUAUUAUGUGAGAACUUGGGAUUCAAUUACAGCUGUUAUGGAACUUUGAAUUUAUAAAAAAAUGUUAUGAAAUUGUGAAUAAUCAUAACAUUUUUAGAAAUACGUGUCAAUUUAUCAUAACUUUGUGAUAUUGUGAAAUUUCUGAUUGAAGCAAUUUUAAAAUAUAUGACAGAACUAUACUGUGAUACAAGGUAUUAUGUAUUAUAUAACUAUAUAUUUAUACAAAUGAUAAUAAAAUAUUUAUUGAAGAACAA
This is a messenger RNA of Mytilus californianus (California mussel), 8900 nucleotides long. RefSeq names its product myosin-4-like. Lineage: Eukaryota; Metazoa; Mollusca; Bivalvia; Mytilida; Mytilidae. The transcript has 36 exons. The record is from RefSeq and is a predicted model, not a curated record. The coding region runs from base 643 to 5373 and encodes 1576 amino acids.